Molecule: messenger RNA, 1135 nt
Organism: Lactuca saligna
Lineage: Eukaryota; Viridiplantae; Streptophyta; Magnoliopsida; Asterales; Asteraceae
Source: the annotation of a GenBank genome assembly
AAGUGAAAGAACCCAAAAAAGAAAACAUGAGGAGAAGCAUUUUUGGAUUCUUAUUUGUUUCCAUUUUGAUAGUUGGGUGCAUGGGUGGGGAGUUGAAGAUGAAGUAUUAUGAGAAACGAUGUUCUUCAGUUUCAGUUGAGACUACAGUAAGAGACAUUGUAUGGAGCAAAGUUGCUGCAAAUCCUGCCAUGGCUGCCAAGCUUCUAAGGCUUCAUUAUCAUGAUUGCUUUGUUAGGGGAUGUGACGGUUCGAUUCUGUUGGAUCCUGUACAAAAUAGUACAACAGAAAAAACAGCAGGACCCAACAGAUCUGUUUCUGGUUACGAUGUGAUUGAUGAAAUAAAGACGGCUUUGGAAUCCGACUGUCCCGGAAUUGUUUCUUGUGCCGAUAUCCUUGCGUUGGCAGCUAGAGACGCGGUUUCCUUCCAAUUUCAAAAGGAAAUGUGGCCGGUUUUCACCGGAAGAAAAGACGGAGCGGUGUCGUUGGCAUCGGAAGUUGGUGUAAAUUUACCAUCUGCAGGCGCCAAUUUUACAACUCUUGUAACCCAAUUUGGAAACAAAGGUCUUGACAUCCAUGAUCUUGUAGCACUUUCGGGACUUAUGGAUAUUGAGACUAUAUGGGCACAUACAAUUGGUACCUCGCGUUGCGUACUCGUUGCUAGAAGGCUCUACAAUUUUACAGGGGUAGGAGACGCUGAUCCUUCUCUUAAUGUGACCUAUGCAAAUGAACUAAGGAAAAUAUGUCCAAACCCUCAAAUUCCAACCACAACUCUUGAAAUGGAUCCUAAUAGCUCACUCUCCUUUGAUUCUGAUUAUUAUCAAGCUUUAAACCAAAAUAAAGGUCUAUUCGUGUCCGAUGCAGCAUUACUCACAAACCCACAAUCGGCUCAAAUAACACAAGUUUUGCAAAAUCCUUCGGUGUUCUUUGCUCGAUUUGCUCGGUCAAUGGUACAAAUGGGGGCUAUUGAAGUCCUUACGGAUGAUCAAGGAGAAGUCAGAACGAAUUGUCGAGUUGUUAACAAACAAUAAUGACAAGUAAAGGGAAUUUGGUGUAUAUUGUGUUGUUUUGCUGUUACUUUUGUGUAUUUUUUUUUUUUUUUCUUGUAAUAUGUAAAAAGGUAUCUUUUUCUUGUAAU